CGGCUCCCUGCAGUAUAUAAAACGUCGCGCACGCGCCAGCUCGUCAGAUCCAUCCGAACCUUCCUCGCAGCUUCUCUCUUCAUCACCACCCAUCUUCACUCUCACCACCAUGUCCAUGGCCACCCGCACCGUCUCCAACGCCGUCCGCAGGGGCGCACAGAUGCGCGCAGCAGCGACUCUGCCGAGAACCACCGUGUCUCGUCGCACUUACGCGGACGUCCCCCCACUCGAGCAGCCCCCGAAAUCCUCCAACGCCGUCCUCUACACCGCCCUCGCCCUCGCCGCGGCCGGCGGCGGGUACUACUACUUCUCGCAGGAGCCCGAGGACGAGCUGAAGCGCGCAAAGGACGCCGCCGCCGCGCGCGCCGCCUCCGCGCGCGACCAGGCCGCCGCGGAGCUCGACGUGUACAAGAAGGAGGCGCAGAACCAGUGGGAGGGGGGGAAGGCCGCCGCGGGCGCGGAGCUCGAUAAGUACAAGACGGCGGCGAAGGAGCAGUGGCAGGAUGCGAAGAGUUUUGUGCAUGUGGGCACGGACGCGACGAAGCGCGAGGCAGAGGAGAAGGAGGCGCAGGCGAAGAAGGGCUGGUUCAGCUGGCUCAGCUGGGGUAGCAGCAAGGCCGAUGACGCGCAAGCGAAGGCAGAGGAGGCCAAGAAGGCUGCUGCUGCCAAGGCUGCGGAGGCUGCAGAGGCGGCUCGCAAAGAAGCCAACAAGCACGCAUGAGGCUGUAGAUGCACCACGGACUGAACUGUAACACACGCCUAUGUAUUUGUAACUCUUGCAUGUUGUACACCGAAUGCGCAUUGGUGAACACAAGUAACAUCCUUUCUGAAAAC
Molecule: messenger RNA, 834 nt
Organism: Schizophyllum commune H4-8
Lineage: Eukaryota; Fungi; Basidiomycota; Agaricomycetes; Agaricales; Schizophyllaceae
Exons: 3
Coding region: 110-721 (203 amino acids)
Source: RefSeq, a predicted model, not a curated record